AUGGGAAAUGGUAAAGAAACCGCUGGGAAGUUAGAUUUGGGCCUCCGUACUUCCCUUGGCGGGGGCCUGUCAAGGAACGAGUUCCCUAUGGAGGCCAGGGUCCCAAUUGCACUGGAGUUUGAAGAGGUAUGAACUUUUAUUCCUGCAGUUUCUGCGAAGAAGUUAAUGAUAUCCCGCUGAUAGAUUGAGCCAUGAUCACGCAAGCCUUUGUUGAUCCUCAGAAUGAGACAAUACUACCGCGUUAUCGUUUCGGCUUUGGAAAUCAAGAAAAUAACUAUUCUUCUAUUUGGAACCGUAAUUAACCGAGAGAGGAUUCCUUUAUCCUUUGAGGCCAUGUGAAAACGGAGCUGGUCUAUUUAGAAGGCGGUGCUAAUUACACGGUUGACUUAGUAAAGUAUUCUUUGUUUGACAGAACGUUUUAAAGGAGUUUACGCCAGGUACCAGAAAACAACAUGUUUUCAUCAUUAAUGAUCAAUGGCCGUAAAUUUUCAAGUUAAGCACCGAUAAACCCAGAGAAACAAAGAACAAAGUUGAUGAUUGCAGCAGUUUACACUCCCGCCGAGUUUGACUCCGAGCGACUGUUUUCUUUUUCAGCAGAAUUACGCAUCCAUGUCUCAUGGUUUUCCACCAACGCAAGGAGACUUCGCUGGCUUGGGGCAAGAAAGCCAUUCAUCGUCACAUUUACAGUUUUUGGAGGUGCACAUAAAGCCUGAGCCGAGUAUGAUCGAGGGCUCGGAAGACAUCGAUGUGGACUACAUGAUGGAGAAGCCGAUUGAAUUUGUGAAUGGAAACGGGACGGUUUGUAUUACCCCAUGAUCUAACAAGUGCUUUCCUUAGAAUUUGCCUUUCGUUUUAUUAAGUUAUUGGUACUUUGGGCAGACAAGUGGAGGCCGAAGCUGCAGCUUAAGGUUGUAAUUUUGGAAUUUGUGACAGACUGCAAAAUGCAAAAAAUACCAAGGAUAGAUAAGAACUUGUUUACCAAUUGAGCAAAUUAGGAAAAGUUUAGUCCCUAAAGUUAUGUAUUGCGCCGCAUACUCUUACUUGCUCCUCCACACUGCUGCAUCAUUGCUUAACUGUUAUUUCGAGUUUUCGCAAGUUUCAGGAUCGACCCUUACCUAACUUACAGAUUCGGCUCUAGUGUCUAUUCUAAAGCGUAUACUUUAAGGGCCCUGUGUUGAAGGCGAACGAAUUUAUGAUACUCCAACGCUUCAAUGCAUGUACCGUUUCAUCUAUAUCGCAUGUCAGCAGAUUUUGACAGAUAGUGUUACCAUGCAACUUUCAUUGACAAGUGGAUGAGUAACUUACACCAAUCCCAUUCACGCUUCAUCGAGCAUAUCCAAGAAAUCAAAAGUGCCCGCACAGGUAGUUAAAACCUUUUACUCCAAUAAUGAGUAAGCUAUGAGUAAAAUCAUUACAAGAAAAAACGAAGCAAAAUAGAAGACAAAAAAAUUGCAGAGUUCUGGUGUAGAGGUUUCUUUGGAAUCGUGACAUCGCACGAUUUUACUAACUUACCAGAAAGACUAGAAAGCUAGUAGUGAGAGCCUAUGUUUCGGUAAAUGACACUGGAGCGAAAAUCAUGGGUUACAAUAAUCCUAAACAGUUUCAAUUUGUAAAAUAUUGAAAAGCAAAACUAUGAGUACCAUGAGAAAGUCCUUCCACAGGUGUUUAAUUUGAAUGAUCACUUUACAGGACUUCAUUUCCAAGACCACACUGAAAUACACGGCGGACCCACAGACUUCUUCAAAAUUGUCUAUUUUAAAAUUUAGAAUUGCUAGUAAACUGCUUCCGUAACGAAUGAUGUUUUGGUAUCAGCUUCUUGUUUAAUGUUUGCUCAUAUUUCAAAUGGUAAUGCGAGAUAGUUAUUCUACACGCAAUGUUUAGAUUUUCUAACCAUUUUAAUCUGACAUGUACCAAAUUAUCUUUUUUCCUUUUUAAGAUUUUGUUAACGGGGAAAAGCUAAAUAUUAGUAAGAAUUAAGAAACAUUAUUUCAAUUUUAAGAAUAAAAGCAAGUCCAUGAUACAUAAAACUAUAUCUUUAAAAAAAGAAUAAUAUGAUAAUAAUAAUAACAUUAAGCUAUCUUUUUGCAAUGUACUUAUAAGGGAAAGGAACGCGACUAUUUGAAUCAGUUAAGGCAAAGCUUUUACCACCCGAACGGCCUUCCCUUUGUGGCCUGUUUUUCAGUUAAUGUUAUUAAAAUAUUCAAGUCUUGCAAAUGUUUUUUCUUUGUUGUUUUUUUUAAAACAAAUUUUAUGUUUUCUGGAGACAACAAAGCGUUUUUGCCCUCAGGCUCACCAGUUAUCUGAAAACCUGUUCAUUGUGGGCCUCUGUUAUCUUCCCAGCUCACGUUCUAAGCAGUGAAUGUUGGCGGAGAUUUGCCCUCAGGCUUCCCUGCUAGCAGAGGUCUCUCACGACGAGGCAAAAAGGAGAGAAAGGAGAGAGACUCUCUCUCCUUUCUCUCAUUUUUGCCUCGUCGUGAGAGACCUCUGCUAGCAGGGAACCCUCAGGCUCACCAGUUAUCUGAAAAUCUGUUCAUUGUGGGCCUCUGUUAUCUUCCCAGUUCACUUUCUAAGCAGUGAAUGUUGGCGGAGACAAAAUAUUCCCCGAAAAUGUACGUUUGCUUUAGUUACCUUCUUUUGGUUUCUAUAGGAAAAGCACUAUAACUGCCACUUGAGGAUCUGAUAGACUUCAGAGGUAUUAACAUACUUCCCGUAAUAGGGAGCACAGUUUCCAGUCAAGGGAAUCAAGGAUUUUUAAUGGAAUAUCAUUGUACAGUCAACAAACGAGUAGAAAAAAGUAGUGCUCUGUUAUAAACUUUAAUUCACUUUAUAUGAUCACAACGCAUCAAUUUGCAAAGUCGAAACUUAGAACCACUUUCAGCCUGCAUAUUAAGGUCAUACUUAAGGAUUUGACUUGCCUCUACGGGAUUAAGAAUGGUGAUUCAGCAGCAUUUGAAAACGGAGUAAAACCAUAUAUGUUAAAAAAUAGAGCUGGGUGUUAUUUGAAGGGACACUGUUACGGACACUGUUUCUAACAUGAAUUAUGAUCCAAAAUACUCCUUGGAAAAUAUUCAUUAAAAAAACUGAUCCUUUCGAAAUUAUUGUUCUAAUUACCGCUUCUUAAUCCUCCUUUGCUAAAGUCUAUUUGAUCUUUUGAGUAAUCCGGGAAGGUUCCAGUUGCUCUUCACCUUAAACAACUGAGUUCAUUACAUAAUCUGAGCUGUUUGAAAUCUAAGUUGUGAUCCACGGUUCAAACUGUAAACAAUUAAUGUUAAACAACAACGUAAUUAAAUUGAAAUAGCCAUCACAGAACAAAUUUUCUAAAAGUUUAGUAUUCAGUCUACGUCUAUCUUUGAAAUCACCUCCCGGUUUAGUUCUCUGACUUAGCCCGCUUACAUGUGUUUCUUCGCAUUCUGGCUUGCUAAAAAGAAUCCGCUCGUUAGAAAAAGUCUUCUGUUCAAUGAAUGAGCUGUCAAACAAUUCAAUUUUGCUCUCCACCCUUAAGAGUAGGAUUAAUUACGUAUUCUUAGCUAUGAAUUUGAUAGACUAUAGUCGAGCUGCCGCCGAAAAUCUAAAGAUAAUUCUUUAAGACUUUUCAGUAUUCACGACAGCGAUUUACCUCAUUCACAACGUUAAUAUAAAUGGAUCAGCCAGUUAACUCUUGUAUGGUAUGUCCUUUUCUUGUGCUCUUUGCCCAGUUGGUAAUUGCUGUCUUACUUACAAUACUCUGUCUUACUUACAAUACUCAGAUUUGUCGACUUUUUGCUUAUCAUGAAGUUAGCGAAAGAAGGAUUUAAUGUUGGUUGCAAAGCAUUGAUGAAAUUGCUUUUCUCUAAACGUGUAGAGCAACCCUAUAUCCGUUUAUGAAAAGGCGUCGUUGAGAAAUAUCUCACGGCACCAAAAAUCACUCGACACAAAGUUUUUGCUGCGAUAUAUUUAUUUUAUGAAAAAAAUUGACUUUUUCGUGCUCUUUAACCAGCAAGUGUCAUAGCGUGCUAAACGAUUUAUCAAGUGGGUAAUAUAAAUAGGAGACAUCAAUUAUCAAAAUCUCGUCACCUUAAAAAAAAAAAUUAUAUAUAUAAUAUAUAUAUCAUAUAUAAAUAUGAGUGACUUGCAUGACCACCGUAAAAGGGAUAAUACUUCGGAUUUGUUCGAACUUAAGGCACGAAUCCCCGAAUAUGUUUGUUCGUUCUCUUCUUUUGAUCGAUUUUGAAGACAAACUUUUAUUUCUAUAUCACUACUGAAUGCUUACAAUAGUUAUCAUCUAACAGAAAAGCUAUCCUUAAUUGUGUUGGACUGGUAGUGUCGGCAUCUGAAACUUACAGGUCGAUAUAUUUCAUUUAUCAUUAUUCCUUCAAGGAAUAAUGAUAAAUGAAAAAUAUCGACCUGUAAGUUUCAGAUGUCGACACUACCAGUGAACUGACAACUUCAAGAGUCUUUACCGUUUUGGUUUAUUUUCUGCAUCCAUUCUGAUGGUUGCUAGACAUGCAGUGACUGACAUGGAGUCAGGAAACGAAAAAUGAAGUUGUCAGUCCAUAUUUUCCAAUAGCAAUAUAUUCUACAUCCUCUCAAGAAGUUUUUCAUGGCAGGUGACAGAAGAACAAGAACGGCGACGGAUACGAAGGGAAAGAAACAAAGUUGCCGCGUCUAAAUGCCGCAAGAAGAGGAAAGAACAUGUCAAAACACUGGUUGAAGUAUAUAUCAAUAGCAGCCAAUAAACAAUUAUUUAUACUUUAAUAUAGUCUGUCUCCUUAAAUAAAUUGAAACUAGCUUGAAAAAGAAGCUCAUUCGGAUCAAUCUUUUCACGCGUGUUUCACGUACUAUAGAGCUUUAGCCCUAAAGCACUCGCCAGUCCAGGAGCCAAUACAUGAGUUAUUAUUCAUGUCACUAUCACUACCUACCCUCCUACCCUGCAUUUAUUUAUCUAGCCAUGAAUCCGCUUUACUUCGCAUUCACACGCUUAGCCCACCUGCCCACAUUCUUUUCUUUCUGCCUUGACUUAUAUGACUUCAUUUAUUUGUCUUUUGUGUAAUCCUACCUUCUGCGUUUUAAUUCGACUUUUUUCGGCCUUUUUAUUCAACCUCUUAUCAUUGCCUUUGGUUAAUAAUAAAAUUAUCAUUUUGAUUUCAGGCUUCUGAGGAGCUUGAAAAUCAAAACAACGAUCUUCAGGGACAGAUCAGCAAGCUACAGGCAGAAAUCAAACAACUGGAAUUCAUGCUUGACUCACACAGCUGCUCAAAAUACUCCCAUAGUCAACAGGAAGACGAGGAAUAUGGACUGAAUACAACUUAGUUACGGGGAGCAAAGGAACAACAACAAACCAGUGUUUUCAUAGCAAAGAAUCAGCUGAUUGUCCCCGCACCAGUCCGGUGGUCAGCGGUGUCUUACAUAUGUUGACGCGCUUAAUUUUGACGUUUGGUUUCCUCAAGAGAGAUACUGAACGUUUGCAUUCAUUAUAUGGUUUACUGUUUCUUUGAGCAGUUCAUUGCGGCCUCAGUGAAUAUGCAGUGGUGCUUCCCUGUGGAACAUUGUUCCCUGUUUCAAUUCGGGAAAAGAUGCUCAACACUUGGUUUUGGUUGGACAAUGUAACCCUUAAAAUGAGUAUUUCGACUCUUUGGAGGCU
Molecule: messenger RNA, 5620 nt
Organism: Porites lobata
Lineage: Eukaryota; Metazoa; Cnidaria; Anthozoa; Scleractinia; Poritidae
Source: the annotation of a GenBank genome assembly